CCAAAGCAGCAGCCCGGGCAGCUUUCAGAAUGACAGUCUGCAGAAGUGAGCGAGCGUGUGCGCGCUGAGAGGCUCCCUGCCCUCCGGGCUCCGCCGCGGCUGUGGCUGAACUGGGUGCUCGCCGCGGGAGCCGCCGGGUAUGGAGUACAGAUGUGGCGGCUCAGGUAGCCCACGCUGCCUGAAGGAAUACAUCAUGCAUUCUGAUAAGAAGAGAUUGUAAAGACCAGUUUUUGUAACCCCCUUCCUCAGAAAAAAAAAAAAAAAAAACCUGUAAAGAUGCAAAAACGUAAUAUCCAUGAAGACCCUAUCACCUAGGAAGAUUUCGAUGUUUUGCUGCGAUUGCGGUAUUGGGAUUUAUUUGUUCUUGGAGUGUUCUGCGUGGCUGGUAAAGAAUAAUGUUCCAAAAUCGGUCCAUCUCCCAAGGGGUCCAAUUUUUCUUCCUGGGUGUCAGCGAGCCCUGACUCACUACGGUGCAGCUGACAAGGGCUGUCAUGCAAGUGGCCCCUAAGCCAGAGCGAAAGACCUAAAGACGACCUUUGAACAAUACAAAGGAUGGGUUUCAAUGUAAUUAGGCUACUGAGCGGAUCAGCUGUAGCACUGGUUAUAGCCCCCACUGUGUUACUGACAAUGCUUUCUUCUGCCGAACGAGGAUGCCCUAAGGGCUGUAGGUGUGAAGGCAAAAUGGUAUAUUGUGAAUCUCAGAAAUUACAAGAGAUACCCUCAAGUAUAUCUGCUGGUUGCUUAGGUUUGUCCCUCCGCUAUAACAGCCUUCAAAAACUUAAGUAUAAUCAAUUUAAAGGGCUCAACCAGCUCACCUGGCUCUACCUUGACCAUAACCACAUCAGCAAUAUUGACGAGAAUGCUUUUAAUGGGAUACGCAGACUCAAAGAAUUGAUUCUGAGCUCCAACAGGAUCUCCUAUUUUCUGAACAAUACCUUCAGACCUGUGACCAAUCUGAGGAACUUGGAUCUGUCCUAUAACCAGCUGCAUUCCCUGGGAUCUGAGCAGUUUCGGGGCUUGCGGAAGCUGCUCAGUCUGCACUUACGGUCCAACUCUCUCAGAACCAUCCCUGUGCGAAUAUUCCAAGACUGCCGCAACCUGGAACUUUUGGACCUGGGAUACAACAGGAUCCGAAGCUUAGCCAGGAACGUCUUUGCUGGCAUGAUCAGACUCAAAGAACUUCACCUGGAGCACAACCAAUUUUCCAAGCUCAACCUGGCCCUUUUCCCAAGGUUGGUGAGCCUUCAGAACCUUUACUUGCAAUGGAAUAAAAUCAGUGUCAUAGGACAGACCAUGUCGUGGACCUGGAGCUCAUUACAAAGGCUUGAUCUGUCAGGCAAUGAGAUCGAAGCUUUCAGUGGACCCAGUGUUUUCCAGUGCGUCCCAAAUCUGCAGCGCCUCAACCUGGAUUCCAACAAGCUCACAUUUAUUGGUCAAGAGAUUUUGGAUUCUUGGAUAUCCCUCAAUGACAUCAGUCUUGCUGGGAAUAUAUGGGAAUGCAGCAGAAAUAUUUGCUCCCUGGUAAACUGGCUGAAAAGUUUUAAGGGUCUGAGGGAGAAUACAAUUAUCUGUGCCAGUCCCAAAGAGCUGCAAGGAGUCAAUGUGAUCGAUGCAGUGAAGAACUACAGCAUCUGUGGCAAAAGUACCACGGAGAGGUUUGAUCUGGCCAGGGCUCUCCCAAAACCAACGUUUAAGCCCAAGCUCCCCAGGCCCAAGCAUGAGAGCAAGCCCCCUGUUCCCCCCACCGUGGGAGCUACAGAGCCUGGCCCAGAGACGGACGCCGACACGGAGCACAUCUCUUUCCACAAGAUCAUCGCGGGGAGUGUGGCCCUUUUCCUGUCCGUGCUUGUCAUCCUGCUCGUGAUCUAUGUGUCAUGGAAGCGGUACCCGGCGAGCAUGAAGCAGCUGCAGCAGCGCUCCCUCAUGCGAAGGCACAGGAAAAAGAAAAGGCAGUCGCUUAAGCAAAUGACUCCCAGCACCCAGGAAUUCUAUGUAGAUUAUAAGCCCACCAACACAGAGACCAGCGAGAUGCUGCUGAACGGGACGGGACCCUGCACCUAUAACAAGUCAGGCUCCAGGGAGUGUGAGAUACCUUUAUCAAUGAAUGUGUCAACCUUUCUGGCAUACGACCAGCCCACAAUAAGUUACUGUGGGGUGCACCACGAGCUGCUCUCUCAUAAGUCCUUUGAGACGAAUGCACAGGAAGAUACGAUGGAAACACAUCUAGAGAGUGAGCUGGACCUGAGCACAAUCACAGCAGCUGGCCGGAUCAGUGACCAUAAACAGCAGCUGGCUUGACGGAGCUGAUCCGGAGCCAGUGUUUGUACUAAACUUGGUAACCUCAAGGACAAAAUGAGGAAGAUUUGUUCAUUGUGACUCUCAAAGCAAAGCAAAAACCCCCUGUUCAAAUAAACAAAAAUCCAAGAUUGAUUCAUGAAAUAAAGAAGACAUGAAUUGUUUCAAGUCUACACUUUGUAAUUAGCUAAGUUGUGCAGUAUUUUUUUGACUUAAACAGAGUAUGACCCUGAAAAAAAGGAAAAAAUCGUUUUUUCAAAACUCAUCCUACCUAUGUGUAAAAACUGUACAGAGCUAAUGUAUUUUUCAUAUUGUAAAAUUUCGAUGAUAGAAACAACUGGUAUGUACAGUACCAUAAUUUAAUUACAUUUUACUUUACCAACUUUACACAUUUCAGUUUCUAAGAUUUUAAAUUAACAAAAAUUAUUUCUUGUGUUAUUCAGAGUUACUCAGUUUUGUAGGGAUUGUUUUGUUACCGCUUUUGUGCCCAGAAAACUUGACUCUAAAAUUCUGUGCUGUGCGAAACAUGCACGCUUUUUAUCAUGCUUACUGCGUAGAAUUUUAUCUACUUGUUCCAGAAAUAAUACAUUAACCAAAAAGGAUUUAAUUGUUCAGACUUGUAAGAGGUUCUUCAAUUACAUAGACAGGUUUUUCUUAUAAAUGAAAAAAAAAAAAACAGAUUUUUUUUUUUAACAGUUCUUCUCAGACUUAACUGUUGCCUUGAAUUACAGCCUCGUUUCUAAGCAGUGAAAUGUAAUGAUAAAGAGGGAUAUUUUAACAACGCAUUUCGAAUGAAUGACUCAUUAUUUCAUGCUUUUGAGUAACCCUUGUUAAGGGUGGGGGGAGCGUGGACAAAACAUCACUGGAAACAAAGGCUGUAACCACAGCAACAGACUUUGGUACACUUAAAAGGUGCAGCUGCCAGUGACAAAGAAAAACUUUUGUUACAUCUCAUUAUUUUCAGACCAAGGUGGGAGGAGAGAGCAUAAUAAUUGUACAGUAGCAGUUUUUCUCCUAAUUAACCUAAAGUGGUUUACCUAAAAAUAACCAUCAGUCAAUGUGAAAUGUGCCUGGUUCUCAAGACAACUUUUCAUUUAGAACUGUGAGACUAUAUUUUGGGAACACCUCAGAGAAAAAAAGUAAGAAUUUUUUCUUAUUGUGUGCUACAUCAAUUCUCUCCUGAGGGAGAACUUUAAAUAUCUACAGCUCAUUUGAUAUAGAUAUGAGCCAGGGUGGAGAACGUCAUCACUCCAGGAGACUGUAAACAUCUUUAAUAUGCUCUACAUUUUUAUAAUGCCAUCCACAGUGGAAUCCUGCUCCAAAUUGUCUUAAAAGUCAUUCAGAGUAAUUGGAUCCCAGUCCAGAUCAUAUAUUGAUUAUGUGAUUGUACAUAAAGUUAAUUCAAUCUAAUUGAGAAAACCUGACUUUUAAUCAAUUUGUUUCUGUUGUUCACCUGACACAGGUUAUUGUUUCAAAAUAUUGUUAUUUUUAUCUAUGGAAAUCACACAUUCCUUUCAGUUCUUGAGGACUUUUUAAAUAUAAAAAUGCAAGUUUUGACUACUGUUGCACUUGAACAAAUGCUUUUAUGUUGUCAUUUUAUAUUUAUAACACCAAAAACAGAAUGAGAAUAUAUCAAUCUAACAGAGGUCGAAUACAAUCAAACCAACAAAGAAAACAACUGGUGAAAAACAAUGUCGAACAAUUUCUUUGUCUCUUUCAAAAAAUUAUGUUUACAAAUAUUUAGUUUUAUUCAGGUGUAUCACAGUAAAUUGAAGAUCAACUCCAAGAAGAAUGAGCUUAAAAACUACAGAGGAAAUUUUUGUUGAAAAUAUACACUCAGGAAGAAAAAAAGAAUGCAAACUAUUGGAAGAAGCAAACUAUUAACACCAUACCAAGCACUUGUAUCAAAUACAUAGCAGCCCACAUUUUAUAACAUAUUUUGCAUACAUUAUUUGUUAUUCAAAAUUUUUUGCCAUUUCAAGCCUAAUUAUAAUUCUUAUUUUUUCAAUUUCUAUAAUGUAUUAUUCAGAGUAUCCUUAAUCCCUUACAUUGAGGCUUGGUUUUGCACAAAAUUUAUAGAGAGUUGUAAAUCUAUUAUUUUUGGAUCUGAAAUCUCAUACAAAAUUUUAUUUAUUACAUAAAUUAAAAUGUCAUUUGCAAUUUUCUUCAUUAGAAGCUAUCCUUGCAAAGACUUCAAAGGAGAAAUUCAUUUGUGUAAUAAUUGUAAACACAUUUCUAGACACUUGCAAACUGACAAAUGAUUUUUCGAGAUUUUAGAGUUCCAAAGAACCUUACAGAUACAUGUCUUCUUGAUUUCCUCAGGCAAAGCACUUUUUUUGUGUGUGGCAGGGUCUUGCUUGCAGUUCAGGCUGGCCUU
This is a messenger RNA of Chinchilla lanigera (long-tailed chinchilla), 4672 nucleotides long. RefSeq names its product leucine rich repeat transmembrane neuronal 3 (gene Lrrtm3). NCBI's taxonomy places the organism in Eukaryota, Metazoa, Chordata, Mammalia, Rodentia, Chinchillidae. Gene Ontology annotation, cellular component: plasma membrane. The transcript has 3 exons. The coding region runs from base 553 to 2298 and encodes 581 amino acids. The record is from RefSeq and is a predicted model, not a curated record. Gene Ontology annotation, molecular function: protein binding.